AAGGAACCAAGUUUGCUGGUGGUAUGAGGGCUUGGGACAAGAGCCUCAAGACAGAUGGGCGCAAGAAGUUUUGACUCAGUGAGCGGCGAUGAGCUGGCACUGGCUGUCUGAGAGAUUGAUGGAAGCGGAGGUGGUUAAUGAUUCUAAAAGGAAGCUGAGUAGGUGCCUGAUUGAAAUCAAAAUGCUAGGGCCACAGUCAAACAGCGAGGGAAUCACAAAAUCACACGUCAGCAUCUGAGUCCAUCUCGUGAUAGGGAAAUGCGUUGUCCAGCCUUUGCACAGGGAGGAGGGAAAGUAAACCGCGGAUAAAAUGGCUGCCUCGCAGAAACCGCUGCGGCCCAAGGGCCUUCCCUUCCUGCUCGUUCAUCUCUUCUGCUGUGGACUGGUGCUUCAGAAAGUGGCGAGUGAUGGAGCUUCCCAGUUUGAUGUGUAUGAUGACCACUCACAUGACCAUCACGGACACAGUCAUGACCAUCACGGUCACGCUCACGACCAUCACGGGCACGGGCACGCCCAUGACCACCACGGGCACGCCCACGACCACCACGACCAUCACGGGCAUGCUCACGACCAUCACGGGCACGGGCAUGCUCACGACCAUCACGGGCACGGGCAUGCCCAUGACCAUCACGGGCACGCCCACGACCACCACGACCAUCACGGGCACGCCCACGACCACCACGGGCACGCCCACGACCACCACAGUCAUCACGGCCACUCCCACGAUUAUUAUGACCAAUCGCACGGCCAUGUGGAUGACCUCACUGGCCACUCCUAUCCGCAUGAUCAUCCGGCACACUCCCAACAGCAGGAGCACGAAGGAAAGAGUCGCUGGACGCGUGUUGCAGCGUCAAAGGUGCCAGAACUCGGGACUGAGGCAUCGUCUAACCCGUUUCAACUGUGGUCGCAGGCUAUUGGAGCGACCGUAUUGAUCAGUGCCGCACCUUUCCUCAUCCUGUUCUUCAUCCCUGUCGAGUCGAACACCUCCAAACACAAGAGCCUCCUCAAGGUCCUGCUGAGCUUCGCAUCGGGCGGACUCCUCGGAGAUGCCUUCCUCCAUCUCAUCCCCCAUGCGCUCGAUCCACAUUCUCACAAUGAGGCUUCUGAUCCAUCUCACAGACCCUUAGAGAAUCUGAAUCUCGACCAUGGGCACUCACAUCGAGGUGACGGUGACGGCCACGGCCACGAUCACUCCCACGUGAUGUCUGUCGGCCUCUGGGUCCUCGGUGGAAUCAUCGCCUUCCUCGUGGUGGAGAAGUUUGUGCGUCACGUGAAAGGGGGUCACGGUCACGGUCACGGUCAUUCUCACGCUGCUGCUCCGAAGGUAAAGGAGAGCUCCGAGGAGGAGGAGAAGGACAACAACAAACAUGGUGAACCGAGGGCGGGCAGCAGGCGCCGGAAACCUGAAAACCCCCGCGCCAAGAACGAAGCUGCCAAGGCACCGGGACAGGUCUCGGAUAUCAAAGUGUCGGGAUACCUGAACCUGGCGGCUGACUUCACCCACAACUUCACCGACGGCCUGGCGAUUGGCGCCUCAUUCCUGGUCAGCACCAACGUGGGCAUCAUCACCACCAUCACCAUCCUGCUCCACGAAAUACCGCACGAGAUCGGAGACUUUGCCAUCCUGGUGCAGUCCGGCUGCAGCAAGCACAAAGCCAUGAUGCUGCAGCUGAUCACCGCCGUGGGUGCCCUGGCCGGCACCGCCUGCUCUCUGAUGGCGGAGGGGAUCGGCGAGGCUGCCACCGCCUGGAUCCUGCCGUUCACCGCCGGGGGCUUCGUCUACAUCGCCACCGUCUCAGUGAUUCCGGAGCUGCUGGACGACUCGAAGCCACUGCAGUCACUGCUGGAGAUCGUCGCUCUGCUGGUCGGGGUCCUCAUGAUGGUCCUGAUCGCCGAGUAUGAGUAGGACGGUGGGGGCGCUGGGUCAGGGGCAUUUGGAUGAGUGGGGUACACACACACACACACACACACACACACACACAGAGAGAAAGGGAAUCUGUGAGGGACACUAGGCAGAAGGUGAUACAUAACUAAUAGGAACCACUAGGAUGGAGGGCUGCAGCAAGUCACGCAGCCCCCCCCCCCCCCUCAGCUCCUGCAAACUGGGACUCCUCCUGGUGGAGUUCAUGCUCAGGAGUGGCAAUGUUUCUCGGCUGAUAAUCAGUUUUAUAUAUAAAUAUUAUAUAUAUAUAUUUUUUAAAGAAAUUGUCAUUGUGCCGGUCUGGGUGAGAGUCCAGAUCCUUCCAACCAGAUGUUGCUGUUUCAGUGAAUACGUUCGCUGGGACAAGGAGGGGGGAACGGGGGAUUGGAGGGGGGAGGCCUGGAUGGUGUUAACCAACCCUGUCCAGCCUCCCUCAUUUUCUCUUUUUUUCUUCUUGCACACGUUGCCUGGAAAAUCCGUCGUGGGGUCCAAAGCACUACGUGGCUUGGACCCCCACAGCACCCCAAAAAACACUUGUAGUGAACUCGAGUACUGGAAGCGGACUCCAGGUACGGGGAGUGUUGGGUUGGGAAGGCAAGGGUGCGGGGGCAGGAGAGGUCGCUGUAAGACUCUGGCUACAUUCACGUCCCCCUCCCCAAGGAUGGCUCCAGCAAAGGGAAACCCUGAUGUGUAUCCCCCACCCCCCAAACACCCCGUCCAAUUCUUACUGGCAAUUGUGCAUUUCACACCAAAGUCGUCUCAUUUCUAGAGAAUGGGAGGUGGUGGAGAAAACUGACAAACAGGUGGAAAUUUAACCCAGCGCACCACAGGCAAGUGAGCAGAGAGUUGGGUUAAAAUUGCUCCGUGUGUAUAUACAUAUGUGUAACUUUCUUUUUGUAAAAGUAUAGUUUUUCAUUUUUAUUUUUAAGUGCUGUAAUCUGACUCCGUGUAGGAGCUGCAUUGGAAGAGAAUCAUGGCUACAAUUAGUUGGGUUUACCUGUCGUCAUUUCCUUUUGCCGCACAAGUCCUGUAUCAACGGCUCUAAAAUGAUUAAUAAAAAAAUAAAACUCGAUCCUUUUCAA
Chiloscyllium plagiosum (whitespotted bambooshark) is the source of this 3003-nucleotide messenger RNA. The record is from RefSeq and is a predicted model, not a curated record. NCBI's taxonomy places the organism in Eukaryota, Metazoa, Chordata, Chondrichthyes, Orectolobiformes, Hemiscylliidae.